Monascus purpureus is the source of this 542-nucleotide messenger RNA. Lineage: Eukaryota; Fungi; Ascomycota; Eurotiomycetes; Eurotiales; Aspergillaceae. The record is from the annotation of a GenBank genome assembly.
AAUCGCUCACAAUGACAUCUCCAACCUCUACUCCUUCUGAAUAUGUGACUCUUGUCUCGGGUGAUGGCUUUGAGUUCAUCAUCCCCCGCAGCACCGCUUGUGUAUCGGGAACAAUACGACGCAUGCUGGACCCUGCGAGCAAAUUCUCGGAAGCCAUUACCGGGCGCUGUGUGCUUGAGGAUCUAAGUGGCACAGUUCUGGAGAAAGUAUGCGAGUAUUUCUGCUACAAUGAGAAGAACAAAGACCAGAUAAAUGUACCCGACAUGGAUAUCCCGCCAGAACUCUGUUUGGAGUUGUUGAUGGCUGGUGAUUAUCUGGAUGCUUGAUUUGCGUCGGGAGGAUCACUACACGAGUUAAUCUCGCUAUGGAUAUUUACGGAUGUAAUGACUAUGCUUUCAUGCUCUUUUUCGUGUUUAGGGGCAAGGCGUUUGCGGAUACCAUACCAUACCAGGCGCAUAUGAUGUUCCACCAAGCCGAAUUUCACAGGGUAAAUAAUACAAUUCCCUUUCUGCAUGAUAUGAGUCGUCAUGCUAGCUGGCAAG